UUUUUUCAAUAUUUUCAAGGGGGAGGAGAUUUUCCACAAGAAAAGGUUGUUUUCAUGUUUGGGAUUCAGGAAAGCAUCCAACGGAGUGGAAGCAGCAUGAAGGAAGAGCCGCUGGGCAGCGGCAUGAACGCGGUGCGGACGUGGAUGCAGGGCGCCGGGGUGCUGGACGCCAACACGGCGGCGCAGAGCGGGGUGGGUCUGGCCCGGGCUCACUUUGAGAAGCAGCCGCCUUCCAAUCUGCGGAAAUCCAACUUCUUCCACUUCGUCCUGGCCCUCUACGACAGACAGGGCCAGCCCGUGGAGAUCGAGAGGACAGCCUUUGUGGGGUUCGUGGAGAAGGAAAAAGAAGCCAACAGCGAAAAGACCAAUAACGGGAUUCACUACCGGCUCCAGCUCCUCUACAGCAAUGGGAUAAGGACGGAGCAAGAUUUCUACGUGCGCCUCAUUGACUCCAUGACAAAACAAGCCAUAGUGUAUGAAGGCCAAGACAAGAACCCAGAAAUGUGCCGAGUCUUGCUCACACACGAGAUCAUGUGCAGCCGCUGUUGUGACAAGAAGAGCUGUGGCAACCGAAAUGAGACUCCCUCAGAUCCAGUGAUAAUUGACAGGUUCUUCUUGAAAUUUUUCCUCAAAUGUAACCAAAAUUGCCUAAAGAAUGCAGGAAACCCACGUGACAUGCGGAGAUUCCAGGUCGUGGUGUCUACGACAGUCAAUGUGGAUGGCCAUGUCCUGGCAGUCUCUGAUAAUAUGUUUGUCCAUAAUAACUCUAAGCAUGGGCGGAGGGCUCGGAGGCUUGACCCCUCGGAAGGUACGCCCUCUUAUCUGGAACAUGCUACUCCCUGUAUCAAAGCCAUCAGCCCGAGUGAAGGAUGGACGACGGGAGGCGCGACUGUGAUCAUCAUAGGGGACAAUUUCUUUGAUGGGUUACAGGUCAUAUUCGGUACCAUGCUGGUCUGGAGUGAGCUGAUUACUCCUCAUGCCAUCCGUGUGCAGACCCCUCCUCGGCACAUCCCUGGUGUUGUAGAAGUCACAUUGUCCUACAAAUCGAAACAGUUCUGCAAAGGGACACCGGGAAGAUUCAUUUACACAGCGCUCAACGAACCCACCAUCGAUUAUGGUUUCCAGAGGUUACAGAAGGUCAUUCCUCGGCACCCUGGCGACCCUGAGCGUUUGCCAAAGGAAGUCAUCCUCAAAAGGGCCGCGGAUCUGGUGGAGGCACUGUAUGGGAUGCCACACAACAACCAGGAAAUUAUUCUGAAGAGAGCAGCGGACAUUGCGGAGGCCCUGUACAGCGUCCCCCGCAACCACAGCCAGCUCCCCGCCCUCACUAACACCUCGGUCCACGCGGGCAUGAUGGGCGUGAACUCCUUCAGCGGACAGCUGGCUGUGAACGUCUCCGAGGCGUCGCAGGCCACCAAUCAGGGUUUCACCCGCAACUCAAGCAGCGUGUCACCACACGGGUACGUGCCGAGCACCACCCCGCAGCAGACCAACUAUAACUCCGUCAGCACAAGCAUGAACGGAUACGGCACGGCUGCCAUGUCCAAUUUGGGCGGCUCCCCAACUUUCCUCAAUGGCUCAGCUGCCAACUCGCCCUAUGCCAUUGUGCCAUCCAGCCCCACCAUGGCCUCCUCCACAAGCCUCCCCUCCAACUGCAGCAGCUCCUCGGGCAUCUUCUCCUUCUCACCAGCCAACAUGGUCUCAGCUGUGAAACAGAAGAGUGCUUUUGCGCCAGUUGUCAGACCCCAGACCUCCCCGCCUCCCACCUGCACCAGCACCAAUGGGAACAGCCUGCAAGCGAUAUCUGGCAUGAUUGUUCCUCCCAUGUGAAAGAAUUGCCUUGAAGAAUUUUAUUAAUGAAGAGGUUGGAUUCUGCUACAGAGAGUAAUCUGAUACAAGUCCCCGAGUGGAACUUUUAACUCAGGCCUUUUUAAGAGGAAUCACGAUAACUGCAGAUUUUUAAACAAACAAUAUCACCGACCUUGCAAAUACUGAAAUUGGAAGGGAUCUGCAAGUGCAGAGUGUUGGUUAAAAGUUGUACCUCCCAAGUAUUUGGGGGAUAUAUUUAUUCUGUGUUGAUAAAAGCAAAUCCACUUUUUCUUUUUCUUUCUUUUUUUUUUUUUAAGCUUAACUCUGCAAUCAUUUGUCUUUUAUAAACCGUAAAGCUGUAUACAAGGGACACUAUAAAUAAGACUCCAUGUUUUAAUUUAUGAUGUUUUUAAAGCUGUGUAAAGGGAGAAUGAAGUGGUGAUAUUUACAAAAAAGU
Molecule: messenger RNA, 2266 nt
Organism: Neomonachus schauinslandi (Hawaiian monk seal)
Lineage: Eukaryota; Metazoa; Chordata; Mammalia; Carnivora; Phocidae
Gene: EBF1
Product: EBF transcription factor 1
Exons: 16
Coding region: 55-1830 (591 amino acids)
Biological process (GO): regulation of transcription by RNA polymerase II
Molecular function (GO): DNA-binding transcription factor activity, RNA polymerase II-specific; RNA polymerase II cis-regulatory region sequence-specific DNA binding
Source: RefSeq, a predicted model, not a curated record